UCCCCAACACGGACUCCUGCUCGCAGCACCGCGACAGUGCUGACGGCCUAGGACGGCACCGUAAGACCCCCCUCACCGCAUAUAUUUAUACAAACACGUCCCUUUCUUCCCGUACUCGGUCGUCUGAGCCGUUUUGAGGCGGUAAAAUAGGCACCAUGGAGGAGCUGCACAGCCUGGACCCCCGGAGACAGGAGCUGCUGGAGGCACGUUUCAUGGGUGCGGUCAGCGGCAGCACAGGUGGCAGCACUUGCAGCACAAGUGGGGGAGCCAAAGGACUGACCCACAAUGAAUGUUCUAAUCAUAGUUUUGGAAGUCUGGGAUCCUCAAGCGACAAGGAGUCAGAGGGAUCAGACGUGAAAAGAGGCAGUUCUCCAGCGUAUUCGACUCCAGAGAAGAAACAAUCUGAAACAACCAGGGGCAGAAAAAGGAAACCUGAGCUCCAGUCAGAGAGCAGCCAAGGAAAAUCUGCUGUGCGAGGACCCAAAAUAAGCGAUUAUUUUGAUUUCCAGGGAGGAAAUGGGUCCAGUCCUGUGAGAGGUCUCCCUCCAGUGCUUCGAUCACCACAGAACUCACAUUCCCACUCUGCUCAGGGCUCUGCUAUCAGACAAAAUAGCUCAUCUCCUACUAGUCUGUCCUUUGUGGACCACAUGACACAUUCAAAGCAGUUGGCAGUCAAAUUUGUGCAGACUGACCUAACAGUGUUGAAAUUGGCUGCUCUUGAAAGCACUAAGAAUCUAGACCUUGAGAAGAAGGAGGGCCGAAUAGAUGACUUGCUACGGGCGAACUGCGAUCUCAGGAGGCAGAUAGAUGAGCAACAAAAAUUACUUGAAAAGUACAAGGAACGCUUGAACAAAUGCAUCACCAUGAGCAAGAAACUGCUUAUAGAAAAGAGCACCCAGGAGAAGCAGGCCUGUCGGGAGAAGAGCAUGCAGGACCGACUACGUUUAGGCCACUUCACCACAGUGAGACACGGAGCCUCAUUCACAGAGCAGUGGACGGAUGGCUACGCCUUCCAAAACCUUGUCAAACAGCAAGAGUGGAUAAACCAACAGAGAGAAGACAUUGAGAGGCAAAGAAAACUUCUUGCCAAGAGAAAACCUCCAUCCUCCAGCAACUCCCAAACACCGUCUAUGAACUCGGAGCCAAAGCAGCGCAAAAACAAGGCGGUGAACGGAGCGGAAAGCGAUCCCUUUCUGAAACCUAGUCUACCUCAACUGCUUACGCUAGCAGAGUACCACGAACAGGAAGAGAUAUUCAAACUUCGACUCGGACAUCUGAAGAAGGAAGAAGCUGAGAUCCAGGCGGAGCUGGAGCGGCUGGAGAGAGUGCGCAACCUUCACAUUCGGGAGCUGAAGAGAAUAAAUAAUGAAGACAGUUCCCAAUUUAAAGAUCACCCCACGCUGAAUGAACGAUAUCUGCUCCUUCACCUUCUUGGGAGAGGCGGCUUUAGCGAAGUUUAUAAGGCUUUUGACUUGAUUGAACAACGAUACGCUGCAGUGAAAAUUCAUCAACUUAACAAGAACUGGAGAGAAGAGAAAAAGGAAAAUUAUCACAAACAUGCGUGUCGAGAAUACAGAAUACAUAAGGAGCUGGACCAUCCCAGGAUUGUGAAACUUUACGACUACUUCUCACUGGACACAGACACUUUUUGCACCGUUAUGGAGUUCUGCGAGGGCAAUGACUUGGAUUUCUACUUGAAGCAGCAUAAGCUAAUGUCUGAGAAGGAGGCUCGGUCCAUCGUCAUGCAGAUUGUGAACGCACUUAAAUACUUAAAUGAGAUCAAACCCCCCAUCAUUCAUUAUGACCUUAAACCAGGUAAUAUCUUGUUAGUGGACGGCACAGCCUGCGGGGAAAUCAAAAUCACCGACUUUGGUCUUUCCAAAAUCAUGGACGACGACAACUAUGGCGUAGAUGGGAUGGACCUGACGUCGCAGGGAGCAGGGACCUAUUGGUACUUGCCACCUGAAUGUUUUGUGGUUGGUAAAGAACCCCCCAAAAUCUCCAAUAAGGUGGAUGUGUGGUCAGUAGGUGUCAUCUUUUUCCAGUGUCUCUAUGGAAGGAAGCCUUUUGGGCACAACCAGUCACAGCAGGACAUCCUGCAGGAGAACACCAUACUCAAAGCAACCGAGGUCCAGUUCCCCGUCAAGCCUGUUGCCAGUAAUGAAGCAAAAGCCUUCAUAAGGCGGUGUCUAGCAUACAGGAAGGAGGACCGGAUUGGCGUCCACCAGCUGGGAAGUGACCCGUACCUGCUCCCUCACAUGCGAAGAUCCAGCUCCUCUGGAAAUCUGCAGAUGAGUGCUGCUGGCUCUGGACCAGCGUCCUCCAGUAUCAUCUCAAACUGACACUUUUGAAAUGUGACAGAAAGGAAAAAACCGACGACUGAAGUAGCACCUGCAGAGCUCCUCGGAGAGGCUUGGACUUGUGAGAGGAGGAACAGCAGGCGACUGAAGGACCAGGACGCGGGUGGGGAGAUCUCUACUGGCCUCCUCUGACCUGUACCAGGUUUCUACUUGUUUACCAGGGCUUUAUCAUUGGACGGACAGUGAAGAGGGAUGUUUUAAAGGACAUUGGUGAAUGGAUCGUUUUGAGGGCCCGACAAAAGCACUGAAACUGACUUUUAUCAACCUUGAAGAAAAUGUGACUGGACUCUCUGUUCACAGGUUGCAGAUGGAUAAAGCCUCAAGGGGCUGAAGGGAGAUUUGGCAGCCCAUUAUUUAGAUUAAUUAAUAUGGUCCUGCCAGGAUGCAAAUUACUCAGCUGCUAGAAGUUAAUUUACUGUGAGAAGACAGUUAAGUAGAACUACCGAGAUUUCACUAUUGAUUUGGAUAACUGUUCUGUUUUUCACAAAUGUUAGGCUUUAAUUUGAGUUACUUAGCCAUGGGGAAUGUAAUGUGUAGCAUACAAGUGGCAUCUAGUGUUGAGUAGGUUGGAGCAGCAUACUAAAUAUGUUUGAUGCACAAAGUAACCAAAUGUAGAAAAUGAUAAAUGUAUAAAAUCCUAUGCAGGAAUAUUAAUUAACAGAUAAAUUGGAAAUUGUAUAUGCUGUAUAGGUAAAUUUUGAACUGCAGCAGUAAUAUGUAUGAAGAGUUUAAAAAAAGAAAAAAUCCCUUCAUAAAAUUAGUUUCCUGGAGUGGUUUCAUUUCUGCUGCUUUGUUGCUCUUACUUUUUCAAGGGCUGUAUGUUUCACUUGGGGUACAAAUUGUACAGUUCUGCUAAGAGUGAAUAAUAAAUGCCAGGAAACAUUUUUUUUCUCCCUCCCAGUGAAUGGCAUUUCAGAUCCUGAUCAGAUAAUGCACUCAUUGAGUUUUAGAGCCCACAUCUACAGCCUCAGAACAUACUGACAUCUACUGGCUGAGUUUGGUACUGCGUUGGACCAAUUGCACACAAUAUGAAGACGACAGACCAGAAGGGAAACUAGGUGUAUUCAAGGUAAUGAUCUUACACUUUAUUUACCCCCCCCCAGUACUGUACGAGUAAGCAAACAUGCCUUGUUCAUUUUUUAUUUUUUUUUCUUCUCACGAAUGGUCAUCAGACGUUAGACCUUUGCCUCCCUUUUCAAACCUUUUGAGUAAAUCGAGAAUAAAAUUACAAAAAAAAAUGACUGAACCCCUUUUCCACACUGUACAAUUCUGAUGGUUAAAGUUUUUUUUUUUU
Molecule: messenger RNA, 3654 nt
Organism: Cololabis saira (Pacific saury)
Lineage: Eukaryota; Metazoa; Chordata; Actinopteri; Beloniformes; Belonidae
Gene: tlk1a
Product: tousled-like kinase 1a
Exons: 22
Coding region: 156-2342 (728 amino acids)
Biological process (GO): peptidyl-serine phosphorylation; chromosome segregation; intracellular signal transduction
Cellular component (GO): nucleus
Molecular function (GO): protein serine/threonine kinase activity; ATP binding
Source: RefSeq, a predicted model, not a curated record